Molecule: messenger RNA, 1014 nt
Organism: Lachancea dasiensis
Lineage: Eukaryota; Fungi; Ascomycota; Saccharomycetes; Saccharomycetales; Saccharomycetaceae
Source: the annotation of a GenBank genome assembly
AUGCAGCUAGAGUUAUUGAAAAGGGCCGGCAAUGUGGCGAUCGACGUGAAUCCAGCCUCUGGGGUUGAUAUUCAUAUGACACAGCACGGUUCAAACUGGUUGUGGGCCGUGUUUUCGUUGUUCGGCCUGUCGGCGCUUAUCUAUGCCGCCCUAUUCGUUGUCUACGAAUACAAAGGCAAGAAAUUGAACCACUAUGCAGUGGCAGCACCCCUAAGUAUAUCGUUAGUGAUGGCAUUUUCCUAUUUCACGAUGGCGUCUAAUCUGGGCUGGACGGGAAUCCAAGCAGAGUUCAACCACCAAACUACCUCGAGUCAGUUUUAUGAGCCAGGUAUCAGGCAGAUUUUUUACUCGAAGUACGUGGCGUGGUUCCUAACGUGGCCUAUUCUGCUUUAUCUCACGGAACUGACCGGUGUUGCGACUAAAGAUAUCGACACUGUGGCGGAAAGCCUAUCGUUCGUUGAGCUUGCUCACAGCCUUGUUCUGCAGAUUUGCGGUAGUUGGUUUUUUAUCAUUGGCCUGUUGGUGGGAUCGUUGAUCAGAUCCACGUACAAAUGGGGAUAUUGGACCAUGGCAAUUUUUGCUCAACUUCUGGUCACCUUCAUCGUGUUCAAACACCAGUUGCGGGACUUGACCUGUGGUGGCUUGAAACUAGUUCUUCUUCUCUUUACGCACCUGUGCAUUUAUCUGUACUUGAUCGCGUGGGCCCUAACUGAUGGCGGAAAUGUCAUCACUGUGGAUGCAGGACACGUCUUCUUUGGGGUCUUAGAUCUGCUGGUAUUUAUUGUGGUCCCCGGCUUCUUAGCAGCCAUUUCUAUUUCCUUGGGUGAUUUCUCCAAGUUGACCUUCAGGCGUGGGCAUCAUGGCCAUGAUUUGGAAAAACAGGCUGACGUUGAACCCGUUAGACACUCUGGGGAAACCGAGGUUCCUGUUGCCAACGACACUACUCAUGUUGCUGGUACUGGGACCGAGCCCGUGGUCACCAACGAUGUCCCUCGUGAUCCAGUGAUUGCAUAG